Molecule: messenger RNA, 1775 nt
Organism: Gambusia affinis (western mosquitofish)
Lineage: Eukaryota; Metazoa; Chordata; Actinopteri; Cyprinodontiformes; Poeciliidae
Product: cytochrome P450 2K1-like
Exons: 9
Coding region: 118-1632 (504 amino acids)
Biological process (GO): xenobiotic metabolic process
Cellular component (GO): intracellular membrane-bounded organelle; cytoplasm
Molecular function (GO): oxidoreductase activity, acting on paired donors, with incorporation or reduction of molecular oxygen, reduced flavin or flavoprotein as one donor, and incorporation of one atom of oxygen; heme binding; iron ion binding
Source: RefSeq, a predicted model, not a curated record
UCUCGACUGUCCAUGCUUGGAAAAACUCUUUAAUAGGCUGCUGAGUCGUUUCAUCGCUCCAGUGUUGCUCUCUUUAGUGAAAGCAGUUUGAUCCUCUUCACGGUUUGCUUUAGUAUCAUGGGAAUGUUGGAUAUUUUGCUCCAGGGCUCCAUUUCUUUCUCUCUGUUUGUGGGUCUUGUAGUUCUGCUGAUUUAUUUCAUUGCCUCAUCAAUAUUUAGAUCCCAAUGGCACAAAAACGAGCCACCAGGACCCACACCGCUUCCCUUCCUGGGGAAUCUGCUGCAGAUUGACUUGAAGAAACCUUACAAAACAUUAAUGGAGUUCUACAAGAAAUACGGGCCAGUUUUCACUGUUCAUCUGGGUCCUAAGAAAGUGGUGGUCCUGGCAGGAUACAGGACAGUGAAGGAGGCGCUGGUCAACCACGACGACGUGUUUGGGGACAGAGAUGCACCACCAAUUAUGGAAGAACUUAACCAAGGACACGGAGUGUUGUGGAGCAACGGUGACACAUGGAGAGAAAUGCGACGAUUUUCUUUGAGCAACCUGAGGGACUUUGGCAUGGGUAGAAAAGUGUGUGAGGACAAAAUCAUUGAGGAAUGUCAGCAGCUGACGGAAGUUAUCAAAAAUUAUAAAGGAAAACCUUUUGACACAACCCAACCAAUAACCUACGCCGUCUCUAACAUCAUCUGCUCCAUGAUUUAUGGAAGCAGAUUUGAAUAUGAUGAUCCAGAGUUUGACUGUAUGUUAUCUCGGGUACAUAAAAUUAAUCUGCUUUUUGGCUCCUCUUCAGUUCAGGCAUACAAUCUCUUUCCAUCACUUUUCAAGUGGAUUGCCAACAGAAGGGAGUCUUACAAUGUGGCGGCUGCUAACAGGAAACAAAACUUUGUCCGCUUCAGUCAUUUGAAAAAGACUCUCAAUCCAGAGACGUGCAGAGGAUUAGUGGACGCUUUCCUGGUUCACAAGCAAAAGUUAGAGGAAGCCGGGAUUACCAACAAUCAUUUUCAUGAUGACAACCUUUCCAUGACUGUCAUGAAUCUCAUCGUCGCCGGUUCUGAGACAACGACCACAACGCUGAGGUGGGGUCUGCUGUUCAUGGCCAAGUACCCAGAAAUACAAGACAAGGUUCAAGACGAGCUGAGGGAAGUCGUAGGAGAUCGUCAGGUUCAGGUGGCCGACAGGAGAAACCUGCCCUACACCAACGCUGUGAUCCAUGAAACACAGAGGAUGGCAAAUAUUCUUCCCAUGUCGCUUCCUCGCAGAACUACUCAAGACGUCACAAUUCAGGGACAUUUCCUUAAAAAGGGAACUUCGGUCUACCCUUUUCUGAUGUCUGUCCUUUAUGAUGAAAGUGAGUGGGAGAAACCGCACACCUUCCACCCUUCCCACUUUCUUGACAAAGACGGGAAGUUUGUGAUGCAAAAUGCCUUCAUGCCGUUUUCUGCAGGUCGCAGGGUUUGUCUGGGAGAAAGUCUGGCCCGGAUGGAGCUCUUCAGGUUUUUUACCAGCCUGCUGAAGCACUUUCGUUUUUCUCCUGCACCCGGAGUUUCAGAGGAAGACCUGGAUCUGACUCCUCAAACUAACUUCGCCCUUUCCCCUUCAUCUCAUCAGCUGUGCGCCAUUCCACGCAUGUGAAGAGGACAGCAUGUUCUAUGAAUAAAUAAUCUGCUCUGCUAUUACAAAAAAAAGUAAAGUAAUAAAAGUAUGACUCAAUCACGUGGAUAAAUUAGACAAAUCGAACUCUGUAACAACCAGAUUGUUUAGCAAUGACUGUAUUA